AUUUUUUUUAUCUUUAAUGGGUGUUUUUCUUUUCUUGUUCUGCACAAUGUCUCACCUCCACGAGUCAAACUCUGGGAGCAGUGGGAGAGAAGGUCGCAAACAUGGCAGAGAAAAUAACUCUCCUGGAGACUAAGUUGCUAAAAACUGAGGAAGAAGUCCUUGCGCUGCGGAGCCUGACCGCUAAAGGCAAAAGUGAGGUGGCCUUUUCGGCAGCUCUCAGGGACACUGGCUCUGGGGACAUUGGACCUUUCAGCACUGGUACCGUACUUAAGUAUAAGAAGGUCUUCUCCAACCAUGGCAAUAGCUACAAUCCCGCAACAGGCAUUUUCACAGCACAGGUCAGUGGGACGUACUUCUUUCGAUACUCAAUGUUCAACAACCUUCAAGCUACUCCCAGCUCUGUUACGAGCCUCAUGAAGAACGGGGAGCGGCUGACGUCGGUCUGGGACACCGCAGGGACUGACAGCCACGACAUGGGCAGCAACGCUGUGGUCAUCCCCCUGACGGUUGGAGACAACGUGUAUGUGGAGCUCCAGGCGAACAGGACUGUCUUCGAUGAUUCCAUGAACUACAACACCUUCAGUGGUUUUCUGCUCUUCGAUACAUGAUCUUCUCUCACUUUAUUCAUGUUAACGUGUACCUUGUGAAGUGCCCUCUAUUCAAAUGGUUCACUCAAAAGCCAAACCAAUGAUGUGCUGUGAAGGGAUUUGGCUGAGCAGAGAGUAAAUCAGGAAACUUCAUUGCAAUUUGUUUGAGACAUUGUAUUAAUAAUAAAUAUCAAGCGUUGUCGGAACA
Messenger RNA from Anoplopoma fimbria (sablefish), 795 nucleotides. RefSeq names its product complement C1q-like protein 2. The record is from RefSeq and is a predicted model, not a curated record. Gene Ontology annotation, molecular function: protein binding. The transcript has 3 exons. Bases 102 to 608 code for a protein of 168 amino acids. Lineage: Eukaryota; Metazoa; Chordata; Actinopteri; Perciformes; Anoplopomatidae.